Messenger RNA from Archocentrus centrarchus (flier cichlid), 2589 nucleotides. RefSeq names its product noggin 2 (gene nog2). Lineage: Eukaryota; Metazoa; Chordata; Actinopteri; Cichliformes; Cichlidae. The transcript has a single exon. Gene Ontology annotation, biological process: dorsal/ventral pattern formation; osteoblast differentiation; negative regulation of BMP signaling pathway. Bases 1269 to 1904 code for a protein of 211 amino acids. The record is from RefSeq and is a predicted model, not a curated record.
CACAGUGUGCCUAAGCAAAGAAAUGCUCCAGCGCCAAGUCUCUCACACUCCUGAAGUAGGAGCGACUUAGUAGCUGCUGUACCAGUUAUCAAAGGAGUAGAGACGCUCCCCCAGGAAUUGACUGCUCUCACAGACCGGGCAAAAACGCAGAUUAUGGACUGUCUCGUCAUGCAACGACAUUGCGAUUAGAAUCUUUUUUUUUUUACCCCUUCUUCUUCUUCUUUUUGUGAAGAUUCAGCAAUGCCACACUGAAAGGAACUCUGAACUAACCACGUUUUCAAUCUUUAUGCAGCUUGCAUUUCACGUGCACUGACACUGCAUUUCGCUGGAAAGCCUGUUUUCAUCGUUUUUUCUUGUUACAAGCAAAACCAGAGUUCUGUGGGAAUAUUUCAACCGAAACGUAUAUAUAAACUAGAGCUGCUCUGCGAUUUGGAACAUCCUCUACAAAAAAAAAAAAAUAAUAAUAAUAAAAUAAAAUAAAUGGCUGUUGUGUCAUAAAUUGAGAUUGUGUCACACGGCUCCUCCAAGUUUUCUGUCAUUUUCAGGGGAAGUGCGCACUGACGGCUGGAAUACCACAAGAGACUGGCUGCAGAGACUUUUUUUCCUCAGUCCACGGACUGUGCGCUCUGGGACCUUGUCAAACCUGAGAGCAUCAGGCAACGUUAAGAGAAGCCACGUUUCUAAAAGCCGUGCGUAAAAAUAACAUUGGCCAAGGCAGCCCUCUUUGCCGGGCGCGUGACAUUUAAAACUUGGUGAAGUGCUCUUUUGUGCGCCCGUCUCUCCUGGGAGCUCCGGAUCUAUUCUGUCCCUUUAGAAAACACUUCAUUCCAUGCAGCUCUCGCCUCGGCCGCUGUCAUCCAGUGCAGACAGUUCGUCGUGGCUUCAAGUCCUCGGGGUAACCAUGACAACCGAAAGAAACCCAAAGUGAAUCCGAGGAGCGGGGUGAGGCAGGAGAGAGCGUGAAUAGGCUCGAGUUUUCCCCAUUUUUUGUUUAGACUUAACUCUUUCUGUAAAGCGGGGGGCACCGCUUCACGCUGCAGAGUUGCAUCAGCGGCCAAAUUGCAAAGUUGAAGGAGCCCUAAAAAGCAAAGCACUCCGCUCCAUGUCAUUCAAACCCGACGCGGUCUAUUAAAAGUAUCGUCUUGCUGGUGACUGAACUUCUACUAUUUAUGAAGCCCCGGGCUAGUCACUGCAGAGAACACAGUAACCGGGAAAGGGACUGAGUAUUAUUCACGCGAGAAGAGCCGGUGCGUUUAACAAGAGGAAUAAUGGGCUUCUCACAAACGCUGUUCGUUUACGCGCUGGUUUGCGUUCACCUUGGAGUUUCCCAGCAUUACCUUCGUCUCCGUCCAUCGCCCAGUGAUCACCUCCCAGUGCCCGACUUGAAGGAGGACCCAGACCCGGAGUACGACCCCCGUGAGCAGGACUUGGUCGAGAGGACUCUGAGGAAAAAACUCGGCAGUAACUUUGACCCCAAUUUCAUGUCCAUCAGCUCGCCCAUGCUGGUGAACCUUUCCGCGCCAGAUAACCAGGUGAAGCCGCAGGGGCCCAUGCCCAACGAUAUUAAAAAGCUGGACCUCACAGAGACUCCCUAUGGAAAGCGGGUAAAAGUGGGCAAGAAAGCCCGUAGGAAAUUUCUGCAGUGGAUAUGGACCUAUACGCACUGCCCAGUGGUGUACACCUGGAAAGAUUUGGGUGUGAGGUUCUGGCCACGUUACAUCAAAGAGGGAAACUGUUUCUCUGAGCGCUCGUGCUCCUUCCCCGAGGGGAUGUCUUGCAAACCCGUGAAGUCAAUCACCAAGAUUUUCCUCCGGUGGUAUUGUCAAGGGUUUCUAAGACAGAAAUACUGUACGUGGAUACAGGUGCAAUACCCAAUCAUCUCAGAGUGCAAGUGUUCGUGCUGAUUUUCUCUAAGGAAGGAAGUAGUAGUAGUGGUCGACGCGGGAGUGGACUGGAAAUACGGUUUCUAUUGCACUGUUAACUCUCUACAGAGGUGGGCACCAUAGCAAAUCUAUUUUUUUAUAUAGCAUUUUAAGUGAAAUACCAACAUUGUACAUAUUUAAGAAAAUGCAGCUAUUUUUUCUAAUUGAACCAGGACCAUAUUUUAUUCUCAGCCCUGAAAUGUUUUUUGGGGGGAAUACGAGCACUUCAUAAGGAAGGAGCGUUUUUUCUUUUUUUUUUUUGAUAUUUUUAAGAGACAUUGAAGAUGGAAUGCAUAUGCUACACUUCUCCAAGAAGUGACUUUUUUUUCAACUGAACAUUGAUGCUGACUGUUAUUUCACUGCAAUGCUGCCUAGAGUUUUUGUAUAUUAAUAUCAAUAAUAAUUAAAUUGUAAAAAAAAAAAAAAAAGUUGAGGUUAAAGAUAUAUAUAAAGGCGUGAACUCAGCUUUUUUUUGGAAUACAUAGUAUUGUAGGAAUAAACAAAUCUGUACGUUUUAUUUAUUAUUUUAACGAUUUGUGAGUAUAGAGCAUAAGGAAAGAGAAUAGCAGAGUAUACCAGAAAAAAAAAUAUGGGAGAUGUCUACUUGAAUAUUUCUAAAAAAUGACAAAAAAAUAAAUAAAAUAAACAAAUAAAUAAAAACAUAUCA